GGGAGGUAGUGAGGGAGGAGGAGAAAGCCUCCAGCGGUGCUUGUGCUAUUGUUUUUUCUUCUCUUCUGAGAUCUCAGGCGGUGCGGCGACAACGUGGUCCACCUCUGGGCUCGGCUCCACCCAUCCUGCUCUUAACGUGCUGCCCCUCUCUCACGACGCAUCAUCCUGUCCUACUUCUCUCCUCCUCUGUCGCCGGCCACUCUUUGUCUUGUCAUUGUGCUUUUUCUGUCUGUGUGCUCUCUCUAGCUCUCUCUAUCGCUCUCCAAUACUCACGCUGUUUGUGCUCUCCUCUCCCCUUCAGCUAUCUCCUCUUUCUCCUCAUUCUACUUCUUCUUCUUCUCCGUGUCAGUGUGUGUCAACCCAGUGUGUGCCUGACCUUCUUUCUCUUUUGUCCAGCACCUAGCGUAUACAUUCUCUCAUUUCUCUUCAACCUUCUUUAUAUCUCCCUCAUGAGGACUCUGCACCGGCUGAAGUUGAUGAGCUCCCCCAGCCUGAGCGAACUGGGCAAGAGUGAGAAAAGUUCACCGGAGGACAGAGGGGAGAAGCAGAAGAGGGCAGGCGCCAACGCCACCUGGAACAGCAUCCACAACGCCGUCAUCGCCGUCUUCCAGAAGAAAGGUUUGGCAGAUAAUGAACUCUAUGUCCUCAACGAAGGCGUCCGGCAUCUGUUGAAGACUGAGCUGGGGUCCUUCUUUACUGAAUACCUUCAGAACCAGCUGCUGACUAAAGGCAUGGUCAUCCUUCGGGACAAAAUAAGGUUCUACGAAGGUCAGAAGUUACUCGACUCUCUGGCAGAGACGUGGGACUUCUUCUUCUGUGACGUCCUCUCCAUGCUGCAGGCCAUUUUUCAUCCGGUGCAGGGUAAGGAGCCCUCAGUCCGACAGCUGGCUCUGCUUCACUUCAGGAACACCAUCGUCUUAAGUGUAAAGUUAGAGGACGCCCUGUCUCGACCCCGGGCCCGAGUUCCCCCCUCUGUUACACAGAUGCUGCUUAUUCUACAGGGGGUCCAUGAGUCUCGUGGUGUGAAUGAGGAAUACCUGAGGCUGGAGUCUCUGGUCCAGAAGGUGGUCUCACCGUACCUGGGCACCCACGGUCUUUACUCAGGAGACGGAGAAGAGGCCAACUGCUGUGUUCUUGAGAAGCGUUUACCCUGGGGCUGGCCCAAGACUGCAGAUCAACCAUCUAAAAACCCUGUGGUACGAUCCAAGAGCUACAACAUCCCUCUGCUGCUGACCCCGGUGGCUGAGUAUGACCCAGAUGCCAGCUCUGUUGGCAGUGGAGGAAUUCGACGCCACUCGGCCUGUGAGAUUAUAUCAUGCUUGGAGGAACAAGGACUGACCUACACUGACCUGGCCCCAGGAUCUGAACUGUCUGGCCCCUCCUCCAACAGGCUGUGUGUGGGCUCUCAGUUCAAUGGUAUUGUACAAGCAGGAGCCAGUGGCAUGGACUUGCCUCUCUCGUCUCCCUCCAUUCAUCCCUUCCACUCCUCAGGAGCUCUCCAUGGCACUGAGGCCACAACAACAAUGACUGAUCUCAGUAGGGGUGCAUCCUGCUCGCCGCCCAGUGAAUCAUCCAGCCCCGAAACCAUAAUUGGACAAGUGCUCGAGUCUGCAGACUCAGACUCAGAUGGGAUAUUUAUCGAUUUCCCUUCUCACUCAUCAGAAGCUAUGGGGUACACUCGCGAAGGCAGGCAGAGCACUGUGUAGCUGUGGUCGCCUUUAGGAACGCACGCGGUACACACAUCAAUAACCUGGGACAAAGAUAAAAGAAAACUACACUUCAUUAAAUGGGUACCAUCUUCCUUAUUUACUGUUGUAUGGUGGGUUUCCAUGACAACUUAAUUCAAAGUGGUGUGUGACAACCUUGUAAUUCUACAAUGAAAUUGUUUUAAAAACUAUGAAAAACACGACACAAUACUACAUGAAAACUGCAGUGUCCGGCCCUAUUAGUAACUCAUUUAGCCUUUUUAUUUAUUGGACAUAUUUUGGGUAUUUCGCCUUUAUUGACAGGACAAUUCAGGUGUGAAAUGGGGAGAGAGAGCAGGGAAGUCCAUCAGCAAAGAGCCAAGUCAGAACCAAACCUGCGGUCACUGCAGGACGACUCAAGCUGCCUAGUGGCAAAAAAA
Molecule: messenger RNA, 2125 nt
Organism: Paralichthys olivaceus (Japanese flounder)
Lineage: Eukaryota; Metazoa; Chordata; Actinopteri; Pleuronectiformes; Paralichthyidae
Source: RefSeq, a predicted model, not a curated record